Magnusiomyces paraingens is the source of this 4008-nucleotide messenger RNA. RefSeq lists its product as uncharacterized. Lineage: Eukaryota; Fungi; Ascomycota; Dipodascomycetes; Dipodascales; Dipodascaceae. The record is from RefSeq and is a predicted model, not a curated record. Bases 1 to 4008 code for a protein of 1335 amino acids. The transcript is spliced from 2 exons.
AUGGACGAACAAAAAUGGUCUAAUGGCGAAUACUCUCGACAAGGAUUUCAAUCUACGGGCCGUUACAAUAAAAACAAAUCAUCAUACAAUAAUCAUAAGAAAGACGCCGAUCAUCAUUCUUCUCAGAUAGAUAACGAUUUUUCCUCAAACACAAAUACAAAGUCAAAUUCAUAUACCUCAAACAAGUUCAACUCCAAUACCAAUUUUCCCCAAAGUGCCAGCCACGAAAGCGACCGGCUUCAUACUACCAACAAACCUGGCCGUGAUAACAAUUUUCAAGGUCACAAGUCCAACAAUUUUCAGUCAAAGCAUCACGGCACUUGGCGGGGUGGAUUCCAUGGAAACAAUAACCGUCGUGGUGGUGGCCGGAGACCGAGCUUUAAUGACGGGGGGAAUAGCCACUUUAAUGAUUCUCGGCCAUAUUAUAACAACACCAAUAACAAUAAUAAUGGCAAUGAUUUCAACAGGAAGCGGCCAUUUUAUAAAAAUAAAAACUCGGAUGGUGGUGCAUCUUCUGGACAGUUCCCUCAACGGCCAAAUUCUCAAUUUUCGAAAAAUAAAUGGAAACGAAGAAACGAAUACAAUACAUUUGCAGAAAAUGAUACCAAGAAUUCAUUCCCUCGGCGACAACAAAGCAACGAACCUAAGGAAACUGAGGACGAGCCCAAGGCUAAAAAUUCUACCAGUGAAGUUAAUGAGGACAAAACGACGCGAUUACCCUCUUUGGGGUCGUCUCGAGUUCAUGCUCUGCCGUUAUUUCGACUAGAAGAACCAGCAACCCCUCUUUUCGACUUUAGCUCUGCCGAUGAGGAUACAGAGCAAACCACCAAAAAGUCUCCACGAAAAAGUUUUUCAGAUCAAAGCAAAAAGAAGGCUGAUAAAAAGCUCGCGUCACGGAUCUAUGGUGAAGAUGAUGAGCCUUACUGGGAAGCUAAUGCGCCACCACCAAGGAAAAACAAGUAUUGGUCCAAAUUUAAAUCUCGAGAUGAUGCCCCUCAGUAUGAAAGUGAAUCUGAGUCAGAUUAUGCUGAUUCCAUUUACGAGGCCGAGCCCAAGCUUCCAGGUCCUACAGGGCCUCCUGAGGCAGACUUGGAGGAAACACAUGAUGACAUUUAUUACCUUGACGAAGAGGAAACUGAAGAAGAUCAAUUAAAGGCCUUGAACCGUGAAAAGUUAGAGCUAGAAGAUCCACCUCAGCGCCAGACCUUUUUAGGGGAUAUAUCUACCCAACGUCAUGUUUUUACAGAACAAAGUGUUCGAGUGCUUAUGAAAUUAAUUCUUGAGUAUGAUCCUUUUAAUAAUGCAAACUGGAAGACUGUGCAGCGCAUGUAUUCCUGGUGGGCAUACAACUACAUGUCUACUGAUCGACAAUUCCCUGACGAGCAUCUUUUAAUUUCUCAUGUUAACCAUGUUUUUCGCGAGUUUGAAAACUACAAAAGAAUGGUUGAGAAGAAUGGUGAGGAUCUGGUCGAUACUUUGCCAAUGAAUUAUACGCGUCUGACAGUCGGGUAUAUUGAAAAAGUUUACAAUCUGAAACGCAAGAAAAAGUCAUUUGAAGAUGAUGGCCUUUUGCCUCAACAAAAGGAAGAAGAUUUUAACAGUCAACCAGCAUCCCCCUUUUUGAAAGAAGAAGAGAAUCAAGACGUUUGCUUGGAGUUGAGUCCACAGCCUGAGGCUGUUUCAUACAAUAUGGAACCUACAUCUUCUUUGCAGUUUGACUAUGAAAAGGGGUCUGUGGUUGUUUCACAAAACUACAAAACUGUUGAUGAUGAUGAUGAUGAUAAUAAUAAUAAUAAUAGUUUUGAGAUUGCGCGCCGAAACUACGAAGUAGCUCGCAGAGAUUACCAAGAAGCACUUCAGGAUUUUAGUCGGAGAGACUCAGAUAGUAACCAUGGAUCACCUGUAAGCGCCUUUGUUGCGAGUCCUGGUGAAUUGAAAUCUAUUGCCGGCCGUCGUCAAAGUCCAGCAAGUUCAGCAAGUCCAGAUGAGUCUGGCAGUAACCAGGGGGUUUCUAGUCGCCAUGAUAGUCCAGCUUGUAGCCAUGGAAAGCCUGAAGAAAAUGCACAAUCUGAUGAAGCUGAAUUUACGCAAGUUGACUUGCCUCAUAAAAGCUUGGAAAGCCCACCAAAACCAGCUGGCUUGGAAAACAAGCAAUCCCCCCUAGAUCUUUUAACUAAAUCACCAGUAUUAGAAUCUGCAAACCAGCCAUUGUCCAAAUCCACGACAAGUCCUAAACUGACCAAUUUUUUUUCAAAGUCGCGUGCAAAAAUCAAAGCCUUGACUCCUUCUUUUAAACAAGAAUCAUUGCCUGAGCACAAGGCACGACAGCCCUCUUUAUCUCUAUCACCUUCCCCCCCUCCAAAAUCUUCAGCAGUUUUCAGGGAGGGGACUCCAUCGCCGCCCAAGAGACAACAAUCGAUUAGUCCACCCAAGUUCAGUGUGCCACUAUUCCGGAACCCGACUCCUCCUCCUACCAUUAAUACCUGUUUACCGGAAAGCCGGGAGGGCACGCAGCUACCCACUCCGACGGCGGACGAUUUCCGCAAGGGUAGUAGUUCAGCCAAGUCGAUGUUAAUGAUGAUGAAGCGUCAGCGGCAGUCGAGAUAUAGUGAGGAUGAGCGCAAGCCAAUAGCACCUGAAGCCAAUGGUAUUUUGGAUAGCACAGUGCAGCAUGAAACAAUUGACACGGACUAUGAUUUAUUCCGGCGCGCGGCUACCCGUGGGUCUUUGGAGAGCAUGACACGAGCCAAAAGGGAUGAUGGUGAUAGUUAUGAUGCAAAUCAUAAGGCGAUUGCAGCACCUGUUUCUACGUUACGAGUUUCUCCGACUCCAUCAUAUGAGAACCGGAUCAGUGAUUCGGAGGAGGAGUAUGAUAGUACGAAGGGGUCUGUUUAUUUACGCGAAAAGAGUCUUGAGAUUCCAUUUGAUGAGCCGUCACAGUACCAGCAUAGUGAUGAGAAGAUGGGAUCUAGACAAGUAUCAGAUAAUGAGAUGGUGAGCGACUCUGAGGCAUCUGAGGAUGUUUUAAUUAAAGAGGAAUCACUGAGUGAGGGACCGGAGGAGGAGGAGGAGGAGGAGGAGGAGGAUGAAGAGGAUGAAGAGGAAGAAAAUGAGGAGGGAGAAAAUGAGGAGGGGCCGAUAGAUGAACAUGUUUCAGAGGUCAACAUUAAGGGAGAGCCACAGAGCGACUCUGGUUAUAUUAAGAAGGAGGGUGAUAUUGGGGGUAAAGUUGAAGAUGAAGAAGAAGAAGAAGAAGAAGAAGAAGAAGAAGAAGAAGAAGAAGAAGAAGAAGAAGAAGAAGAAGAUGAUGAUGACGGAGAAGAAGAAGAAGAAGAAGAAGAAGAUGAUGAUGAAGGUGAAGAGGUAAGUGGUGAUGAAUCUGUUAUGGAAGAAGAGAGUUCUGAAGGAGAAGAGAUGUAUGAUGAAGUAUUAGAAAGCAGGACAAGGAAAACGAGGAGAAAGAAGAGUCCAAGUGAACGAAAGGUAAAAGUCAAAGUAAAGACAAAGGCAAAGGCAAAGGCAAAGGCAAAAGCAGAGGCCAAGGCCAAGGCCAUUCAGAAACGGCGGCAUAGACGCGAGAGUAGCACUGAGGAAUCUGAGAGUUCUGAGGAAGAAAUACACAGGAACAGAGUGAAGCGAGCUCGGUACGGGUUGUCGAGUCCGUUGUGGUCGUCGACGUCUUCGUUACAACCAGGAGAACAGGAGAGGCAGUUAUUUUCAGCACAUGGGAAGCCGGAGAUGUAUGGGCUUUUGAGACAGUUGAUGGGGGAUCUACAGCAUACGCUUUCACGGACGCAGCGGGACUCUGCGGCUGCGCAGCGGCAGUGGAGUCGGAGCAGUCGAGAGGCGAACCGAUGUAUUCAGCAGCUUGUUGAAGAUUUUGGGAAGCAAAAUCGGGCGAAGGAUGUGCAAAUCCAGGAGAUGGUACGGCAAUCUUUUGAAAGUAAUCAACGGGUACUUGCACUUUGCGAGGGGGUUGUGAAACGAAUGGAGCCGCGUACCGGGUGA